AUGGCUUCUCCGGACUGGUGUUACCCGUUGCCGCCUUACCAGCCGAAUGGCGCCAGCUACGGCGCCCUCCUUGCGCCGCCGCCCGUAGGCGGUUAUAGUCCACCUGUCCCGGCACCGCCCUACGGGGGCCUCCCGCCGCUGCCUUCCCUCGGUGGUUAUGGCCCGUCUGUCCUGGCGUCGCCCUACGAGGGCCUCCCGCCGCCGCCGCCGGUACCUGUGUCAUGGGACCCCACCCUCCUCGCAGCCCAGCACUCCGCGUCGUCGCGGAGUAGCUCUGUCGGUGGAGGCGACUGGUACAUGGACUCAGCCACACUCACCGCCUUUUAUUCCUAUGUCACCACCCAGUUCGGUCGCCUCAUACUCGCACUCCAAACUGAUAACGGAAAAGAGUUUGACAACGUCGCUCUUCGCACACUUCUCGCCUCUCACGGCACCACCUUCCGUCUGACUUGCCCCUACACUUCUCAGCAGAACGGCCGCGCCGAGCGCAUUCUCCGCACUCUGAAUGACUGCGUUCCUCCGGCUUCGGCCCCUUCGGCGCCGGCCCCCGCGCCCCCCUCAUGUAGCGAUGCGCGGCGGCAGCCCCCGGCGGCCCCCCCGGCACGGCGCCCUCUGCCGCCACCACCUGGCUUCGUGACUCCCUCCCCCGAGGUCGAGUCCGAGCGGGCCCCCUCAUACGAGGUUGAGCCCGGCACCCCGCCCGCCCACCCUGCGACGGGCUCGACGUCACCCCCGCCCGUCGCCUCCUCUGCCGCCGCCGCACCGGGUGCCCCCGCGGCCGCCUCCGCCGCGGCCCCCGCCGCCGCAUCGGGUGCCCUCUCGCCGCCGCGGCACUCGUCGGCCCUGCUGCACCGCCACUUGGCGUGA
Molecule: messenger RNA, 867 nt
Organism: Aegilops tauschii subsp. strangulata
Lineage: Eukaryota; Viridiplantae; Streptophyta; Magnoliopsida; Poales; Poaceae
Source: RefSeq, a predicted model, not a curated record